This is a messenger RNA of Callorhinus ursinus (northern fur seal), 981 nucleotides long. It is a transcript of the gene AQP4, whose product is annotated as aquaporin 4. Gene Ontology annotation, molecular function: water channel activity. The record is from RefSeq and is a predicted model, not a curated record. Lineage: Eukaryota; Metazoa; Chordata; Mammalia; Carnivora; Otariidae. Gene Ontology annotation, cellular component: basolateral plasma membrane; plasma membrane. Gene Ontology annotation, biological process: water transport; transmembrane transport.
AGGGAAGGCAUGAGUGGCAGACCCGCAGCAAGGCAGUGGGGUAAGUGUGGACAAUUGUGUAGAAGAGAGAGCAUCAUGGUGGCCUUCAGAGGGGUCUGGACUCAAGCUUUCUGGAAGGCAGUCACAGCAGAAUUUCUGGCUAUGCUCAUCUUUGUGCUCCUCAGCCUGGGAUCUACCAUCAACUGGGGGGGAACGGAAAAGCCCCUACCUGUCGACAUGGUUCUCAUCUCCCUCUGCUUUGGACUCAGCAUUGCAACUAUGGUACAGUGCUUCGGCCACAUCAGCGGCGGCCACAUCAACCCUGCUGUGACAGUGGCCAUGGUGUGCACUAGGAAGAUUAGCAUCGCCAAGUCUGUCUUCUAUGUCACGGCCCAGUGCCUGGGCGCCAUCAUCGGAGCCGGGAUUCUCUACCUCGUCACACCUCCCAGUGUGGUGGGGGGCUUGGGGGUCACCACGGUUCAUGGAAAUCUUACUGCUGGUCACGGUCUCCUGGUGGAGUUGAUAAUCACAUUUCAGUUGGUGUUUACUAUCUUUGCCAGCUGUGAUUCCAAACGGACUGAUGUCACUGGUUCAGUAGCUUUAGCAAUUGGAUUUUCUGUUGCAAUUGGACAUUUAUUUGCGAUCAAUUACACCGGUGCCAGCAUGAAUCCCGCCCGAUCCUUUGGACCUGCAGUUAUCAUGGGAAAUUGGGAAAACCACUGGAUAUAUUGGGUUGGACCGAUAAUAGGAGCUGUCCUCGCUGGUGGCCUUUACGAGUAUGUCUUCUGUCCAGAUGUUGAACUCAAACGUCGUUUGAAAGAAGCCUUCAGCAAAGCUGCCCAGCAAACAAAGGGGAGCUACAUGGAAGUGGAGGACAACAGGAGUCAGGUAGAGACUGACGACUUGAUCUUAAAACCUGGAGUGGUGCACGUGAUUGACAUUGACCGGAGCGAGGAGAAGAAAGGGAAAGACCCGUCGGGUGAGGUGUUGUCUUCUGUAUGA